CGUUUGAAGAGAUAGCCCAUAAGUGUGUGGGGGGAAGACAAUCAGAAACAUUGUUUUUUACAAAUAAGUAACACAGAUCAUAAAGCAAUAAAAGGAGAGAUUGGAGAUUUCAGGGAUUCUAUAUAUAAGAAAAGUUUAAUUAGACUAUUUCCUUAUGCAAAGUUGCUGUCUGGGCAUGCUGGGAGUUGUGGUUCUGCAGCGGUUGGGGGUUCACAGCUUGAAGACCACUGCUAUAGAGGGUGCAAAUGUAUCUGAGCCCUGGAACUCAAAUAAUGUGAAAUAUGAGAUGAUCAAAAUGGAGCCCCUGCACUAAUUACUUGGGUUCUGAGGUCUGUAAGGUCCAUAGUAAAAACAUCAGGUUCUGUCUAUAGCAGAUACUAAAUCAUGGCAGCUCAAAGAAACAAGCAGUCAUUCUGACAUGUCACAUGUGAUGUCAUAGACAGCUGGAGGCCUGACAUUCCACUGACAGCCGCCCGAGCCUUCAGUCUGUUCCAGUGCGAUUAGUGAGAAUAGUGAGAUUAGCGUCUUCUUUUUCUACUUGUCUGAAAUGGAGCUAAAAGGACUGGGGUUCGUCCCCCUCCUGUUGGCGUUUUGGUGUGCGGCCUGGCUUGCCACCAGCUACAUCAUGACGGUCGUCCUCGGCCAUGCAGCCUCGCCACUGAUGAGCAUCAGUGACGUGGGAAAUUUCUUUCCCGAAAGCAUAUUAUUCAGAAUUGGAUUCAUAGGGACGUCCAUUGGCACUUUGGUACUAACCUUUCUUAUUUAUAAGUAUAUGGUUAUGCAUACUGAAGAGUUCAGGGGUCAUCAGGUCCUGAUCCAGAGGAUCCUGCUGGCCAUUGUGUGGGCCUCUUGUUUUUCCACAGCUGUUAUGCAUGUAUUGUCCCCCGAAGAAUAUCCCAGGAUACACUUUGUCAGCACGAUAAUUUCCAUUACAUGUGAAGCCUUAUACUACCUUGGGCAGUCCAUCCAGAUGUAUAAAUUACCAGGAGCAAAAAAAGUCAUCCACCAUAGUAGAUGCACCUGCUGUGGCCUGACUUUUGUCUGUGUAGUUUUCUAUUUUGGAUAUGAAACAUUAAAGGAAUUAUUCCAUAAUGAUGAAGACUGGGACGAGAUCCGUGAAAUACCCAUCAUAAUCAUCGAGUGGGUGAUGCUUCUACUGAUCCUGAUAAACAUCGUGACCUAUUAUUCCACCAUGCAGAGGUUAUUGUUGACCGUCUCCAGAAACAGCUGCACACUCUCUCUUAGAGUAAAAAUUGAUGACUUCGGGGUGUAGACCACCACGGGGGCCAUCAAGUGGACUUCUGGGAGAGAUACUGCACAGGACACGGAAAACAUCUAAAGAAGAAUAACUGGGGGACUACAUAUGGUGCCAGUAAUCAUGACACAAUAAUAUGAGCU
Molecule: messenger RNA, 1398 nt
Organism: Hyla sarda
Lineage: Eukaryota; Metazoa; Chordata; Amphibia; Anura; Hylidae
Exons: 2
Coding region: 548-1273 (241 amino acids)
Source: RefSeq, a predicted model, not a curated record